Messenger RNA from Zea mays, 1040 nucleotides. RefSeq names its product ribosome inactivating protein. The transcript has a single exon. The record is from RefSeq and is marked validated. Gene Ontology annotation, biological process: negative regulation of translation. Bases 35 to 946 code for a protein of 303 amino acids. NCBI's taxonomy places the organism in Eukaryota, Viridiplantae, Streptophyta, Magnoliopsida, Poales, Poaceae. Gene Ontology annotation, molecular function: rRNA N-glycosylase activity.
AGCCCAGGCAUCGCCAAGCAAGUGGAGUAGUACGAUGGUGAUCAAUAGUCGAUCAUCCCGCCCGCAGCCGCAGUUAGUUUGUAGUAUAAUAGUCUGUUUUGCAACCUGCUGUUUUGCACCUCCACCGCCUAUCCACCACAUGUAUGUUGACAUCACUACUCAGACUUACAAUAGUUUAUAUAUUGAGCUUGCAAGUCUGCUCAAGAUCCCGAUAGGGCCUGUAUAUGAUCCCCAAGAGGUCAUGCAAAGAUACGUUCUCGGACCUCGCCGCUUUGGUUUUUAUGAUGAGCCACCUGAAUGGAUAUAUAUUCAUGUCGUCGGGGAAGAACAAGACAGGGUAAUUCUGGCCAUAGCCAUUGAUGACUUAUGUCUUAUUGGCUUCAGUAAUGCUAGUGACCAUUGGUACAAGUUUAAUGGACAGUCAUCAUCGUUCAAAGGUUUGCCGGGAGCCACCGUGCUACCGAUCAGACAAAAUUAUCAAGAUUUGAUCAAAGGACACGCCAACCUUUGGAAGGUUCCUCUGGGGAAGAAAUCAGCCAUACAUGCCACCAAGCAGCUUGCGUCGUAUGACCGAGCCGUCACCCCUGACUCCGAACUCAAGGACGGGCUGGUUAGGUUCGUGGUGAUGAUGUGUGAAGGCAUGCGGUUCCGAUCGAUCCGCGACAUGUUCUCGUCGUUGUCGGGCAAUAACUGGGAGGAGGAGACCUUCAUCACUGAGCUCCAAGCAAAAUCUGUCGUCUACUGGUCACAACUCUCGAUGCUCCUCAUUCGGUGGGAGCUAACCGGAAGGCUGCCCGGGGGGCCAAAAUGGGGUGCUGUUGAUGGUCGAUAUAACAGUAUGGCUAAGCAUGUCCAAGAGACUAUUAAUGUCAAUGAUGCGAACGAUGCUUUGACAAUCAUUGAUUUUCUGCUUCGCCCAACAGAGGAAGUAGAUACUGGUAAUUAGUUUUAAUAUAUAUAAUUAUUAGUUACGUCAUCGAUCUGUUGUAAUAGUUUAUAUAUAUCUCUAAUAUUAAAAAAAAAAAGUAAAAUUUCAGCCU